Stereum hirsutum FP-91666 SS1 is the source of this 1535-nucleotide messenger RNA. Its product is annotated as Arabinanase/levansucrase/invertase. Gene Ontology annotation, molecular function: hydrolase activity, hydrolyzing O-glycosyl compounds. Bases 1 to 1446 code for a protein of 481 amino acids. The record is from RefSeq and is a predicted model, not a curated record. Gene Ontology annotation, biological process: carbohydrate metabolic process. The transcript has 10 exons. Lineage: Eukaryota; Fungi; Basidiomycota; Agaricomycetes; Russulales; Stereaceae.
AUGUACAAGUUGACCUGGGCCGUCGUGCUUCUGACUCUCUACUACACCACAACGAUUCGGACAACACUCGCGCGUUCUACGCGUUACAUCGUCCCCGGAGCCACCUGGAGAGACACUGAUGGUGAGAUAUUGAGUGCACACGCUGGAGGGGUCGUUCAGAGCAAUGGGACAUGGUACUGGUUCGGCCAGAACGAACGCGCGAACAUCACGGAUACUUUCUCGGGAAUAAACGUCUACUCCUCCGAUGAUCUCACGAAUUGGAGGUACGAAGGCCAGGCUCUCUCACCUCUUAACGGAACAGCCAUCGCUCCCGAUCUGGUCGUCGAGCGUCCCAAAGUCGUGUAUAACGAGCCCGCAGAUACCUGGCUGUGGUUCCACUCUGACAACAGCUCGUACGGUCUCCUAAAGCAAGGAUUCGCAACGAGCCCGAACGUCACAGGUCCUUACACUUUCCAAGGCGCCAUCACUCCUCUCGGAGGGACAUCUCAGGAUUUCGGGCUGUUCAAAGAUGUGGAUGGAGUGGCGUAUGCGAUGUAUAGUAAUGGGGACGCGGCGGACGCGCAUGAUGAUCUUAUCGUGCGAUUGGACGCUAAUUUUACGGGGCCGGAGGAAUUGGUGUAUACUUUCUUCGAUUGGGACUUGGAAGCACCGGUCAUGCUCCGUACGGAGGGACGCUACUAUAUCGUCAUGUCGCACAAGACGGGCUAUCGAUACAAUAACGUCGAGGUAUACUCUGCAGAGACAAUAGGAGGACCGUGGAGUUCUGGGUCUUAUAUCGCUCCCGCCGGGACGAGAACAUUCAAUUCGCAAAGCACGAUCUUCUUCACUAUUAAAGGAAGCGAACGGACGAGUUAUAUCUACGGUGGUGAUCUUUGGAAUAGCGAGGAUCUCUGGGACAGUCGAUACAUCUGGCUCCCCGCCUUCCCAAACGACACAACCGGCGGUCUGACAAUCGAAUGGCAUGACCUCUACACGAUCGAUGUGACCAGUGGAGAGUUCGGAUAUCCGGAGGGCACGAGAUACGAGGCUGAGCAUGGGGUGGUUAGUGGUGAUGCUGCGGUGGUUGUGCAGCCUAAUGCCUCGGGUUUUAAGCUCGCCACUGGUCUCGGGAAUGGAUCGGUUAGUAUCACUGGUAUUACCGGUACGGGCAACCCGCAGUGGGUUUCUCUCCAUUACCACAACCACGACGCACUCUGGGGAGACAACCGCGGCGGCAACAACAUCACCCUCGCCCGCUACGCAACCCUCUCCGUCAACGGCCUCGUCCACACCGAAAAACUGCGCCAGCCGUCCGGAAGCACGGGGUUCGUGUUGACGCAGACGGUGAACGUGACGUUUGAGAGGGGAGGGGGGAAUGAGAUUAGGUUGGAGGGGUGGAAUGGGACUCUGGCGGCGGAUUUGGACGCUAUCGUGGUCUAUGGGGAUAUUUACGAGGACGAGAACUGAACUAGUGUGGAUUUGCCAUCCCAGAGAGACUCGACGGGUCCGCCGUAUGCCCGUGUAAGCAGCCCACACACCUAGUACUAAAUAUACGU